GCAGACUCCAUUUUCUGUUUCGGACCAGAAAGGGGCGGGAGUCAGAAGCAUCAAGAGCAGAAUAAUGGCGGCGCGGCGCUCUGCAACUCCCGCCAAACGGGCAAGCAGUCAAGUGGAAUUGACUGAAGAGCAGAAGCUCGAGAUCCGCGAAGCCUUUGAACUCUUUGAUACCGAUGGCUCGGGCACCAUCGAUGCCAAAGAAUUAAAGGUGGCCAUGCGGGCGCUAGGAUUCGAGCCGAAGAAGGAGGAAAUCAAAAAAAUGAUCCAGGACGUUGACAAGGAUGGCUCAGGUAGCAUCGACUACAACGAGUUUCUGAUCAUGAUGACUCAAAAGAUGAGUGAAAAGGAUACCAAGGAGGAAAUCAUCAAGGCUUUCAAGCUGUUUGAUGACGAUGGCACGGGCAAGAUUAGUUUUACCAACCUCAAGCGCGUUGCCCAGGAACUGGGCGAGUCUCUCUCAGACGAGGAGCUGCAGGAGAUGAUCGAGGAGGCCGACCGCGAUGGCGACGGUGAAAUUAAUCAGGACGAAUUCCUUCGCAUUAUGAAGAAAACCAAUCUCUACUAACAUCAGCGCCAGGUGCUAUCAUCCUCUCGUCAUAUCAUUUUUCUGCCCUGCCCUGGUUCUCAGGCAGGUCGGUAUGUCUUUAUCAAUCCUGCUCAAGCAGCAGCCGAGGCCAUGCCUCUUAAGGGUGCGCUGACGCCCGUCACCGUCAAUGUUUGCUGUAUUUCUUGUUCCUCAUCUCUGUGCACCGGUCUGAA
This is a messenger RNA of Monosiga brevicollis MX1, 759 nucleotides long. RefSeq lists its product as uncharacterized. NCBI's taxonomy places the organism in Eukaryota, Choanoflagellata, Craspedida, Salpingoecidae. Gene Ontology annotation, molecular function: calcium ion binding. Gene Ontology annotation, biological process: mitotic cell cycle; centriole replication. The transcript has 7 exons. The coding region runs from base 65 to 565 and encodes 166 amino acids. Gene Ontology annotation, cellular component: centriole; centrosome. The record is from RefSeq and is a predicted model, not a curated record.